ACGCCAAGCCCGACAAGCUCCGCGGCGAGAUGCUCGACCUCCAGCACGCCGCUGCCUUCCUCCCCCGCACCAAAAUCCACGCCUCCGUCGACUAUGCCGUCACCGUCGGAUCCGAUCUUUGCAUCGUCACCGCCGGGGCCCGCCAGAUUCCGGACGAGUCUAGGCUGAACCUGCUGCAGAGGAACGUGGCCCUUUUCAAGGGGAUCAUACCCCCUCUUGCGCGCUACUCCCCAGAUUCCAUUCUGAUGAUCGUUUCCAACCCCGUGGAUGUGCUUACUUACGUGGCAUGGAAGCUAUCCGGGUUCCCCUCCAAUCGGGUUAUCGGGUCGGGUACCAAUCUCGACUCGUCCAGGUUUCGGUUCCUCAUUGCCGAUCAUCUCGAUGCAAACGCUCAGGAUGUCCAGGCUUACAUAGUGGGGGAGCACGGUGACAGCUCGGUGGCGCUGUGGUCAAGCAUCAGUGUAGGCGGCGUGCCAAUACUGAGCUUCCUGGAGAAGCAACAAAUCGCGUACGAAAAGGAAACCUUAGAGAACAUUCACAAAGCAGUCAUCGAUAGUGCUUAUGAAGUGAUAAGCCUAAAGGGCUACACAUCGUGGGCCAUUGGGUACUCUGUGGCUAGCCUGGCUCGAGACCUGCUUCGAGACCAGCGGAAGAUCCACCCGGUCUCGGUCCUUGCAAGGGGGUUCCAUGGCAUUGAUGGUGGUGACGUGUUCUUGAGCUUGCCGGCCCAGCUCGGUCGGGGUGGGGUUUUGGGUGUCACCAAUGUGCAUCUGACGGAAGAGGAGGCGCAACGGCUGAGGAAAUCGGCUCAGACCAUCCUGGAGGUGCAGAACCAGUUGGAAAUAUGAGCUUAGGAUUUAACUAGUGCUUCAUACUAAAUGCACUUUGACAAUAUGAGCACUUGAGACGCUUUUAUUUUGUAUGGGCCAGUUGACCUGUAUGUUUCCUUUUACUUUUUGCUUUUGUUUAAUAUAUAAGAUUAUUAUGGCUA
Corylus avellana is the source of this 991-nucleotide messenger RNA. NCBI's taxonomy places the organism in Eukaryota, Viridiplantae, Streptophyta, Magnoliopsida, Fagales, Betulaceae. The record is from RefSeq and is a predicted model, not a curated record.